UCUUUCAGGCAAAUUGCACUAGCGGAUCUGGUCAUCCUGAAUAAGACAGACCUUGUGUCAACACAAGAGCUGACUGAAGUUAGAAGCACAAUCAAGCAUAUAAACAGCAUAGCAAGGUUACAAGAAACACAAAGAGCCAGGAUAGACUUGAACCUCAUCUUAGACUUACAUGCAUAUGACGUGCAGGGGGAAAUCAGUGGAUAUCAACUGCUAGAAAAGAAAGGGCUGAACUCUGACCCCAGCACAAAAGGUCAUUUAGAUCCAGGGGUCACCACAGUAACAUUCCAGGUCAAGGGUAGUGUGCAAUCUUCAAAACUAGAAGACUUCUUACAGGGCCUCCUGUGGGACAAAUCAUUAUCGAACAGGGAGGGGAAACCAAUGGAUGUCAUGAGAUUAAAGGUCAGUAAAUUGUUUCUUUAA
Molecule: messenger RNA, 420 nt
Organism: Strongylocentrotus purpuratus (purple sea urchin)
Lineage: Eukaryota; Metazoa; Echinodermata; Echinoidea; Camarodonta; Strongylocentrotidae
Product: putative COBW domain-containing protein 7
Exons: 5
Cellular component (GO): cytoplasm
Source: RefSeq, a predicted model, not a curated record